Molecule: messenger RNA, 1684 nt
Organism: Fonticula alba
Lineage: Eukaryota; Rotosphaerida; Fonticulaceae
Product: STE/STE20/MST protein kinase
Exons: 9
Coding region: 26-1450 (474 amino acids)
Biological process (GO): intracellular signal transduction; protein phosphorylation; regulation of MAPK cascade
Cellular component (GO): cytoplasm
Molecular function (GO): protein serine/threonine kinase activity; ATP binding
Source: RefSeq, a predicted model, not a curated record
GCGCCGGCGGCUGACUGUGUGAAGCAUGUUCAAAAAUCUCAUCAGCAAAACCAUCACCAAGCUAACGGCCCCUGGCGGGGACCGUAACUUGCUGGUCGAUGAUUCCGACAUCUCCCCCGAGGAGCCCUCCUACUUCUCCCUCACCGACGAGGAGCUCACUCAAGACCCGGAUACCGUUUUUACCAUGCUCGAGAAGCUUGGCGAGGGGUCAUAUGGCUUUGUCCAUAAGGCCACUCACAAUGCCAGCGGUCAUAUCGUUGCCAUCAAGCGCGUGGCCGUGGAGGACAAUGAUUUCGAGAGCCUGGUCAAGGAAAUCCAGAUCAUGAACGGCUGCCGCUCCAAGUAUAUCGUCCAGUUCUACGGCAGCUACUUCAAGGACCAGCACCUCUGGAUUGUGAUUGAGUACUGCGGCGCCGGGGCCGUGUCGGACGUCAUGCGCAUCCACCGGUCGCCGUUGACCGAAAAGCAGAUUGCCGUCAUUUGUCGUGACGCCCUCAAUGGGCUGGUUUAUCUUCACGGCCUGCGCAAGAUCCACCGUGACAUCAAGGCCGGCAACAUCCUGCUCAACAGCCAGGGCGUGGCCAAGCUCGCGGAUUUCGGUGUCACUGGCCAGCUCUCGGAUGACAUGGUCAAGCGUAACACCGUCAUCGGCACCCCCUUCUGGAUGGCCCCGGAGGUGAUCGAGGAGGUUGGCUACAAUGAGCUGGCCGACGUGUGGUCUCUUGGCAUCACGCUGAUUGAGAUGGCCGAUGGCUUCCCGCCUUACCACAAGAUCAACCCGAUGCGUGCUGUUUUCUUGAUCCCCACCAAGCCCCCUCCGACGGUGUCCGACCCGUCCAAGUUUUCGCCGGCCUUCAAUGACUUCGUUGCCAGCUGCCUGGUUAAGUCCCCGGCCCAGCGCCCGAGUGCCGAGAGUCUGCUUUCUCACGAGUUCAUCACCCAGUGCCCUCCGCGUGCGGUGCUCAAUGAGCUGGUCCAGUCCACACUGGAGCGCAUCAGCGAGGCCGGUGGUCUGAACAACCUCGGCGGCGAGGACGACUCUGACGGCGAGAGCUACGAUGGUGUCGUCAACACGGUCGUUCCCUCUCGCGGGCGAGGCGCCUCGCGUUUCGAUGACUCGGGCGAUUCCGAUUCCGACUCCGAUUCCGACGAUUACGACUCCAGCACCACUCAGUUUAAUGGCCGGCCCGCCUACGACACCAUGAUUGUCAACUCAGAUACCACCAAUUUCGGCACCAUGCAGGACCAUGGAACGAUGGUCUCCAUGAACAAGACCGGCGCCGGCGCCGACGACGACGAGCCAUACUUCAUGAAGAUCACUCGUGAGCGCGCUGCCGAGGCUGCUGCCCUGGCUGCCCGUGCUGAGGAGCAGAAGAAGGCCACCCCCCAGCAAUCGCAGAAGUCCAUGCAGGAGCUCCUGGCCGCUGUGAACUCCGGGCGCUGCCAGUAGGUGCCUCUUCCUUCCUUCCUUCCGAGCGCGGGAAAGCACGCCUCUGUGGGUGGCUAUGCAAUCUGCGCACAGAUGCGCUGCUCCGUCAGCGCUAUGCUGUGCCGCGCCAGCCGCCCUCAUCGCCAGCGGGGCUUGUUGCCCAUUCCGAUGUUCGCAUGGAUCUCUUUCUGUUUCGACAUUUCUCCGUUGGGGCAUUCUCUGUGCGCAGCGUUGCUUGUGAAAGAAAAAAAAAAA